Arachis stenosperma is the source of this 603-nucleotide messenger RNA. RefSeq lists its product as uncharacterized. Bases 1 to 603 code for a protein of 200 amino acids. Gene Ontology annotation, molecular function: nucleic acid binding; zinc ion binding. The record is from RefSeq and is a predicted model, not a curated record. The transcript is spliced from 2 exons. NCBI's taxonomy places the organism in Eukaryota, Viridiplantae, Streptophyta, Magnoliopsida, Fabales, Fabaceae.
AUGAAAGUUCUCGGCAAAAGAGUGCAUUUAGGAUUCAUGGAACAGAGACUGAACAGAGAUUGGGCAAAAAAAGAUGAAGAAGACUAUAACCAUGCUCUUAUGGAAGGACCUUGGAUGAUUACGGGUCACUACCUAAUUGUUCAGAGAUGGAGACCGUUCUUUCUCGCAUCGGAAAAUAUAGUGAAGAAGAUUGCAGCUUGGAUCCGCAUUCCAAACCUUCCGAUUGAACUAUACAAUCACCGGUUUCUCUCAAGAGUAGGAUCGACCCUCGGUACCAUGCUUAAGAUUGAUCGUGCAACUUCAGUUCAUUCCCGGGGACGCUUUGCCAGAAUUUGUGUUGAAUUAGACCUAUCUAAAAAACUUGUUCCAAAAAUUUCGAUUCUCGGACAAAUUUUGAAUGUUGAAUAUGAGGGCCUGCAUCUUAUUUGUUUCACUUGUGGGAAGUAUGGUCAUCGACCAGAUCAGUGUAGUGAAACGCAUGACGGCAAGGUAGCACCGGAGAACACAACCAUAGAUGGCGAAGAGGGUAGCACAGGGUUUGCUGGAGAGGAAGGCGUUAAUCACGCCAACAUUACCAGGCAAGGGGCCCAAGAAUCAAUUUAA